This is a messenger RNA of Phialemonium atrogriseum, 897 nucleotides long. RefSeq names its product N-terminal domain of NEFA-interacting nuclear protein NIP30-domain-containing protein. The record is from RefSeq and is a predicted model, not a curated record. Bases 1 to 897 code for a protein of 298 amino acids. Gene Ontology annotation, cellular component: nucleus. NCBI's taxonomy places the organism in Eukaryota, Fungi, Ascomycota, Sordariomycetes, Cephalothecales, Cephalothecaceae. The transcript has 2 exons.
AUGGCCUCCCGCUUCGUCUCGGCCGGCGCAAUCGACCCGGCCACCGGCGAGGCCGCCGCCGUGACGACGGCACCACCACCACCGCCACUACUAUUAGCGACCAGCGCCACCACCGCUGCCACUAACACUACCACCACCGCCGCCACCGACGGGGCCAUGGCGGACGAGUGGCUCGCCGUGCAAAAAGAGCUCGAGGCCGACAGGCGGCGCCGCGAAGAGCGGAGGGCCGGCGCGGCGGCCGAGGCGGCGGGGGGCGGCGAGAAGACCCUGUACGAUGUGUUGCAGGCGAAUAAAGCCGCCAAGCAGGCAGCCUUCGAGGAGGCAAACCGGAUCAAGAACCAGUUCCGGGCGCUCGACGACGACGAGGCGGAUUUCCUGGACGGCGUGCGGGAGAGGCAGCGGGCCGACGAGGAGAGGCUGAGGCGGGAGACGGAGGAGGGGCUGAGGGCUUUCAGGGAGGCGCAGAGGGGUGCUGGUGCUGGCGGUGCUGAGACUGGGGAGGGGGCCGGGGAGAGCGCGGUCGGCGGUGGGGAGGAGGACGGGGAGGAGGACGGGGCUGUGGGGUGGAGUGGUGGAGGGGCGGGUGGGAGGAAGCGGAAGAGGGAUGGUGGGAGGACUGGGCUGAGGGGGGUGGUCAAGAGGAGAGUUAGUCGGGAUCCGCAGGGGAAGGGGAAGGGGGAUGGGGAUGGCGCAGACACCGGGAAGGAGCCGGCGCCUGCGAGGCGGACAUCGGGUGCCUCUGAGCCUGGGCGGAAAGCCUCUGUUGAGGUGCAAGCGAAGGGGGCAGUAGGUGGGCCCAAGACGUCGCCCGCUCCUGCCGCUGCUGUGGGUAAACCGAAGUUGGGGCUGGUGGACUACGGUUCCGAUUCCGACGAGGAUGAGGAUGAGGACGAUUGA